CGCAAUAUGAUGACGUUCCAGACGUCAUUAAUGCUUGCCAAAACACCAUAAAGUUGUGUAAAUGACUGUUUGACCUUUCUUAACAAGCCAGUGUAUCCAGCUAACGGCAAGGAACAUGUCUCUUCUACGCGUAUGUGCUUCUACAUCGAUUUUUCGUGCGACCCAAGGGUUAUUCAUGGAGUCUGCUUUUACAGGAUGCUUGCGGACAGCAAGUGGAGCAGCGAAGGACAAGGAGCCACUGCGCAAGGCCAAAACCCCCCAGGGCCGCUUUGACAUGAACGAUGAGAAGACAAAGGAUCCCCUUGAAAAGUUCCCUGAUGAUGUGAACCCAGCCACUAAGGAGCAGGGGGGGCCCCGAGGCCCAGAACCCACGCGCUACGGGGACUGGGAGAGGAAGGGCCGCUGUGUUGACUUCUAGCUUCCAUUCCUGGUAUAUUACACAUGCGAUGAGGACAUACCUUAGCUAUAACUUAUGCAUCUAUGUCUGAGGAUUGUUGUGCAAGAGACCAGGAAUAGUGCACCAUACUGAAUCAGGCUGGACUAUUUCCCCAUGAACCAUACAAUCUGAUUUGGUAUUUCACAUUUAUACACAUGUAGUCUGUAGAAGAGUCUCGCUUACUUUUUAUGGUGCAAUACUCACUUUGCACACUGAUAUUGUCUUUGUUGAAAUUGAUAAUGAUGAUGAUGAUGAUGAUCUAGUGAACAGUAGAAGCUGCUGAGGGAGGAUGGCUCAUAAUGGCUGAAAUGAAGUGAAUGGAAUGACCCCCCCCCCAAAAAAAGAAAAAGCUGUUUGAUUCCAUUCUGAACCAUUUUAUGAGCCGUCCUCCUCAGCAACCUCCACUGCAGUGGCGGUUCUAGACCAUUUCAACUGGGGGGGCCAAGCUGGGGCCAGUUGUACUGAUAGAGGGGCCAGUUACAUUACACGUUAUUGUUGUCAUAUCAUUUUCUUCACUGCAUUGCAGGCAUUAGCAGGCAAAAGACUAUGUUCCGCGUUGCCACUGUCUAAUAACUGAUGUAAAAAAAAAAAAGAACGAUAUCAAAAAUGUGUUAUGUAAAAAUGAUUUCAUACUCCACAUUUCGGGGGGAGCCACAAGGGGGUCCAAAAUGAUUGUCACAGGGGCACUGGCCCCCCCUGGGCCCCCCGCAGAACCGCUAGUGCUCCACUGAUGGUGAACGAUUGUCAUGCAAGGUUAUUGCUUCCUGUACAGAGAUGUCAAUGUUGUGAAUAAAUGCAAUGUAAAAAAUUCUGGA
Salmo salar (Atlantic salmon) is the source of this 1251-nucleotide messenger RNA. Its product is annotated as succinate dehydrogenase assembly factor 4, mitochondrial. Lineage: Eukaryota; Metazoa; Chordata; Actinopteri; Salmoniformes; Salmonidae. Gene Ontology annotation, cellular component: mitochondrion. Gene Ontology annotation, biological process: mitochondrial respiratory chain complex II assembly. The record is from RefSeq and is a predicted model, not a curated record.